AUGGUGACGGAGAUGGCGACGCGGGGGGAGCCGUGGCGGCGGCCGGAGGGGGAGCGGGACCGGGAGCUGGAGGAGGAGAUGGAGCUCUUCCGCAGCGGCUCCGCGCCGCCCACGGUCGAGGGCUCCGCGGGCGCGCUCCACGGCGCCGACGCCUUCCUCGACGACGACCUCCGGGCCGACCCGGCCUACCACUCCUACUACUACUCCAGCGGCAGCGUCAACCCGCGCCUCCCGCCGCCGCUGCUGUCCCGGGAGGACUGGCGGUCGGCGCAGCGGCUCCGCCCCGGCCCCGGCCCCGGUCUGGGCGGGAUCGGCGACGGGAGGAGGCCCGGCGGCGGCGGCGGCGGCGCGGGGGCGGGGCGGCCCGGAGACGGGCUCAUUGGGAUGCCUGGGCUCGAGAUUGGGAGGCAGAGCAGCUUCCCCGGUCUCUUUCAGGAUGACUCCUAUCAACAUGAUACAAGCAGGCAAGGUGCAAACCGCAAUAGUACUGACUUGUCGGGUUCUAGAAAUCGUUAUGGUCUUCAUCAGGAGUCUGGAGCUAUUGGUGGCCUACAAUAUGAUAGCAAAGCACCUCACCUGCCAGGCAAUCAGAAUCAUGAGUCGACACAUACAUAUGCAUCAAUUAUAGGGUCAUCACUCUCAAGAAGUGCAUCUCCUGACCCUGAGCUAGUGAGGAGAGUUCCUAGUCCUUGCCUUCCCCCGAUUGGUGUGAAACUUAGUGCUACCAGUAACCAGAACAAUGGUGGUUCAUCUUCUUUCAACCGCAACUCUCCCAGUAUUGGUGGAUCUGAUGAUCUAGUGUCUGCUUUAUCUGGUAUGAACCUGUCGUCAUCAAGGCCAGUCAAUGGACAUGCUGACCAAUCCAAGCUCCAUCAGGAUGUAGAUAGUGUUCGUAAAUUUCUCUAUGAACAAUACAUGGACCACAAACAUGGUAAUGGACAGCACUCCUACAUGAAACAUUCUGAACAAGGUCAUGUCAAGGGGCCUCAAGAAUAUUCUGGAGCUUCUAUGAAUUCUUCUAUUAUGAGGAAUCAGAUCAAUGCUGGUGGAUUCACAUCAUUUGACAACUCAUCCCUGGGGUCCGGCUUUUCUUCCCCAAGGAUUGGUUCCCGGUCGCCUGGUGGGAGUUUAUCUUCCAGACAUAAUUUAGCUAACCUUGCAAACUACAGUGGAAUUGGAAGUCCAACUGCGACAUCUGGUCAUCAGUUGCCUGUUGACCCUCUCUAUGCUCAAUUUCUUCGGGCAGCAGAAAUUGCUGCUUUUGCAGCCAACUGUGAGGACCCAUUGAUGGAGAGGGGUAACCUGGGAAGUUCUUACAUGGAUCUAUUUGGUCAUCAGAAUGAUUAUCUUGGUCCAUUGCUUCAGUCACAGAAGCAAUAUGACUAUUAUGGGAAUCUUGUGUCUGGUCUUGGUUAUGCUGGGAACUCUUUGACAAAUCCUGUUUUCCCCACUUCGCCAGGUGGACCUGGUAGUCCACUUAGGCAUGUGGAUCGCAGCAUGCGCUUUCAGUCCAGUAUGAGAAACUUUGGUGGUUCCUAUGGCUCCUGGAAUUCAGAUUUUGGUGGUAAGAUGAAUGCCAAUUUGGUUCCAUCACUUCUGGAAGAAUUCAAGAGCAACAAAAGCCGAUCAUAUGAGCUCUGUGAAAUUGCUGGCCAUGUUGUUGAGUUCAGUGCUGAUCAAUACGGGAGUCGGUUCAUACAGCAAAAGCUUGAAACUGCCAGCGUUGAAGAAAAAGACAUGGUUUUCGCUGAAAUCAUGCCUCAAGCUCUCACAUUGAUGACUGAUGUUUUUGGAAAUUAUGUUGUUCAGAAGUUUUUUGAGCAUGGGAGCACGGCUCAGAUAAAGGAGUUGGCUGAUCAGCUAAUCGGGCGAGUCUUGGCACUCAGCCUUCAAAUGUACGGUUGCCGAGUUAUACAGAAGGCCAUAGAAGUUGUUGAUUUAGGUCAGCAGACUAAAAUGGUUGCUGAGCUUGAUGGACAUGUGAUGCGCUGUGUACGUGAUCAAAAUGGUAACCACGUUAUACAGAAAUGCAUCGAAUGCAUCCCACAGAAUGUCAUCGAGUUCAUUGUUUCAACCUUCUAUGGCCAAGUUGUGGUGCUAUCGACUCAUCCAUAUGGAUGUCGGGUUAUACAGAGGGUGCUGGAGCACUGUGACGAUCCUAAAACCCAGCAAAUAAUGAUGGAUGAGGUCCUCCAGUCUGUUUGCUUGCUUGCUACAGACCAGUAUGGUAACUAUGUUGUGCAGCAUGUUAUGGAACACGGCAAACCCCAUGAGCGAUCUGCUAUCAUUGAGAAGUUGAUUGGGCAGAUUGUACAAAUGAGCCAGCAAAAGUUUGCCUCAAACGUCAUUGAGAAGUGUUUAUCCUUUGGGAAUCCUGUAGAACGCCAAAUCUUAAUUGGUGAAAUGCUUGGUUCCACGGAGGAAAGUGAACAUCUUGAGGUGAUGAUGAAAGAUCAGUUUGCAAACUACGUGGUACAGAAGGUGUUGGAGACCUGCGACGACCAGCAGAGGGAGGCGAUCCUCACGAGGAUCAAAGCUCAUCUUAACACGCUGAAGAAAUACACAUAUGGGAAGCACAUAGUGGCACGUGUGGAGAAGCUCGUCGCAGCCGGAGAAAAGCGACUCGGGCUCCAACCAUCCCGUGUGCUGCCUGAAGACUAA
Triticum turgidum subsp. durum (durum wheat) is the source of this 2661-nucleotide messenger RNA. The record is from the annotation of a GenBank genome assembly. NCBI's taxonomy places the organism in Eukaryota, Viridiplantae, Streptophyta, Magnoliopsida, Poales, Poaceae.